Molecule: messenger RNA, 3487 nt
Organism: Daphnia pulicaria
Lineage: Eukaryota; Metazoa; Arthropoda; Branchiopoda; Diplostraca; Daphniidae
Exons: 15
Coding region: 239-3487 (1082 amino acids)
Source: RefSeq, a predicted model, not a curated record
GAGGAGCCAUGGACGAAGAGGUUUGAGCUCCUCAAACGAUUGUGUGUCAGCAUUCGCCGUUAUACUACAUAGGCCUCUCUCCGCUAUACAGUCUAUCCAUCAUUAACCUAUCAAUUCACUCGUGUGGAAGGCAGCACUAGCCCAAUCCAGGGCAGCAGCUCAUCCAGGAGCAGCAAGGAGGAUCGAAGCAUCAGAGAGAAAAAAGAAAAAAAAAAAACAAGGAGCCCCCCCAAAAAAGAUGGCGAUCAAUAUAAGAGCUUACUCGAGAGACUCGGACACGAGCGCCGGAGUCGGAAACGCCAUCAUUCAACAGCAUCACGCACCGCCAGGUGUGUUAAGAGGAUUGCCGAGAGAUUUCGGCGUUGGACCACCGUCACAUCAUCAGUCGGCAUCAGCUGGCGGCCAGCAGCAGCAUCCGGGCAGCAGAGGCAACCGAGGCAACAACCGGAGUGACGUUUCCAUUCAGGUGGACGUAGGAUCGACUAAGGCGACCAACAGCGGAGGCGUUGGCGAUCGAAUGGGUCGCACGACGAAAAAUCAACGCGGAGCUUCCGGCGGCGGAAGCAAAGCCGAGACUCCACCCACUACAUCACAGCAGCAACAAUACGAGACGGCCCUCUACUCGCGCGAAGACAUUCGCGAGCAAUAUUGCAUCAACAAGAAAGAAACGGACGUGCUGGAUCGCUCGUCCCACGUGCGCCAAAGAGCCAAAGGAUUUUUCGGAUGCCUAACGAGUCGCAAGGAUCACGGUGCCAAGAAGAAGAAAUCGCGUUCGUCUUUCUUUUCGGCUUUGUGCGUCCGCCGGGCCAGCGAGGAGAACCUGUACAACGGCUGCAAUAAACCCGUGGCCAACACCAACCGCAGCGUCACUCUGCCGGCCCUCCAGCCCUUCACGGUUCCCCUGCGCGACGAUGGAUCCAAUCAGCCCUCCUUGUUCCGCAACCGGCCUCAAUCGUUCUGCACAACUGACCCCCGGCGAUUCUCCAUGCAGACCUCAACUACGCCUUGCAUCGUUAACAGUUACGCUCCUAGACAUUCGGAUCCCGACUGGAAGAUCAGCACUUUGCCCGUUCAUCGAACGACCAGUGAUGUACCGCACGACACUGAGAUUUCGGGAUCGAAUCAUCCGUUCCGCUACGGUGGGCGGCUGGCCUACACGCAGCCCAACACUCCGGAAUUGUCUGCGGCUCUCUACCGACGCCAGGUCAUGUCCAGCGAGGCCCUUUUGGACGACAGGCGAUCGACAGGAUCCAUGUCGAAACACGUCAGCUUCGACGCUUCAUCCCCUUGCUCGGAGAUUUAUACUUCGGCCGUUCCGGCUAAUGCUUCCAAGAGCCAGGAGAGGCUCCUUGAUGGUCGUAAAACUCCUGAGCCCUUUCUAGAAUCCAAGCGACAUCCGCACCAGACGGCGGCAUUUUCGCCCGUCCUAGCCAGAGCCAUUCUUUUAGAGAGAUUGCGCCAGGCGUCGAUGCGGAGCCAGGCAACGCAAACGGAAGGUUAUUAUAAUUCGACAACGUCACUCUCCUAUCCCAGUUGCUACAGCGGCGCCGGAUCGCAAGUGUCAAUUCCGGGGGCUGCCAGUACCGUCACACGUCAAGUUCAAACCAAUUUUGAACCGCGUAAACAAACGAAACGGCUCACGCGGAGCUCAUCGGCCGUCAAUCAGGACGCAGAAGCGGAAGGAGAGGCCGCCGCCAUCAAGACGGAGGCGGAAUUCCAGUCGCUCAAGCGCAUGCCGGACGAGCUGAGUCAAUCCCAGCCGGAAGAGAUUGGCGACUAUAAGAAAAUCUCGUCACCUGAGCGCGGCGGCGGAUCGCCCAGCAAACAGCGGCGCUCCAACAGACGUCGGCAGCUGUUGAAGGCCCUGUCGGAAGGAACGAUCCUGCUGGAUAAGAAACGGGCCCGGCGUUUCGCUUCCGGCUAUGUGGAGGUGAACGUGCAGGACGAGCGUUCGCCCGUCGAAGAAGAAAUUGUGGCCGGUCGCGUUCUGGUUCACGACCCGACCCGCUACUUGAGCGGAAGUGGAUCCAGCGAUGAUGGCAGUCUCAACGACGACGAUCUCUUUGCUUCCUCGCUUCCGGCGAAACCAGACAUGAACCGCUCGUUGGGCUUCACCGACGUGGAAGAUGUCGUCUGGUCUGAUUCGGAGCCUCAUCCGCACGAUGGGCCUCCUCCCCAUCCGGCGGAAGAAGGCAAACUGCUGCAGGCCCAGAAAUCGUUCGACUCGAACGCUUCGUGUCCGGAUACGGCCGGCAACUAUAGCGACGAGUUUGGCAGCACUUCGCAAGUCACAGUCCUCCAGCCGCAUUCAUCCGCCCGGCAGAGCGGAGGUGGUGGCUCGGAUGACAAAGGCAGCACCUCCUUUGUUGUUACCUGCGAUUCAGAUUUAGAUCCACCCCAUCCGCCCACUCCGCCUCCCAGGCGACCGCCAGCCCCCACCGAUCCCCCAUCCGCCGAACUAUCCGAGACGGAGAAGGAAAUCAUGGUCCAGUUUCCACCCUGGCCGGGAUCUCAGGACGCUCAGGAGUUGCUUCCGGCACCACCCAAUUUCGCCUGCUCAUCCCUCAACUCGUCUCAACUUCCCUCGGCGGAUGAAGAAGAGGAUCAAAUCGUGACGUCAUCAGCUCCUCCACUUGCCACCGCAGCCAUCGCUCCGGAUAUUGAUCCGUCGAGUCCCAACCAGCAAAUGAGUCAGCGUGUUUUAUUGCGUCACUUGAAGAACGGCUCGAAAAGCAUGUCGGAGACUAUUACUUCCGUCGAUUCCGACUCUUCCGGACGUCGAGUGAAGGAGCAUGAAACGUCGGCCAGCUCUGAGCCGCUCAGCCUUCCACCCAGCGAACUGAAUAGUCCCCUGCAGGCGGACGUUAAUAACAGCGUAAACGGCUUUGACCUCUUGAGGUCGUUCGUUUGUGAUGUCAAUGCUGGCUUUAGUUUUGUGAAAAAUUCGGCAAAAUACUACGACGAUUGCGCCAGGAUUCUUGGAAAUAUAAUUCCACGUCGUUUGGCGCCCACUUUACAUAUUCCGUGGGCUCUGCCUUUCCAGCUCGAUGACCCACCGAUAGUGCCUACGACUUUUGGCAAGAUGAUGGAAUUGCGUCGUGUUGUGGCCGUCAUUCGUCACGGAGAUCGGACGCAGAAGCAGAAAAUGAAAAUGGAAGUCCGUCAUCCCAGGUUAUGGCGAAGCUAUCAAGAAAACCAAGAAAAAUGUGAAAUGUGUGAGCAUCAGGGUAUUGACAUUUACUCUGUGAACGCGGCUGCUCACGCGGGUCGCUUCAACAUGAGGUUAAUGGACGAGACGGAGAAAUUCCUCCGCGACAAGAACAUCACCAUCAGACCCAGUUCGUCAUCUUACGCGCAUUUACUUUUCCAGACAGCGACCGAAGCUGAACAUCUUAGUCGUGCCGCAUUAACUAGUAUUGAGACAACCAGAGAACGUGGCAAAAGGUUGAAACUUGAACCUGAAAUUGCCGGGUUCGCACUGCUGUAA